CAAGAGUGGUUGUCCAGUUUACAAGGUGAUGGAGAGGACAUGGGAAGAGGGAAACCAAAGUUCCUUUGGGGACUUCAUCCUGGUUGGAGUCUCUGACCGACCGCAGUUGGAGAUGCUGCUCUUUGGGCUUGUCUUUGUCUUCUAUACCGUGACAUUGCUGGGCAACACGACCAUCAUUGUGGUCUCAUGGCUGGACCCCCAACUCCACACGCCCAUGUAUUUCUUCCUCAGCAACCUCUCCUUUCUGGACAUCUGCUACACCACCAGCAUGGGGCCCCAGGUCCUGGUGUCCUUUGGCAGCACCCACAAAUCCAUCUCCUUUCUCGGCUGUGUGGCUCAAGUUUUCAUCUUACUCUCAUUAGGUGGCACUGAGUGCCUCCUGCUGGCUGUCAUGGCCUAUGACCGCUAUGCUGCUGUCUGUCUGCCACUGCACUACACAGCCUUCAUGCAUCGCCGCCUCUGCCUUCAGUUGGCAGCCACCGCCUGGCUGUGCGGCUUUGGGAACUCCCUCCUGCAGACCAGCCUGACGCUGUGCCUGCCCCGGUGCGGGCGGAACCGCAUAGAGCACUUCAUGUGCGAGCUGCCAGCCCUGCUCAAGCUGGCCUGCACUGACACCACGCUCAAUGAGGCCGAGAUGCUGGCCAGCGCUGUGCUCUUCCUGCUGGUCCCCCUCAGCCUCAUCCUGGUCUCCUAUGGCCACAUCAGCGUCGCCGUGCUGAGGAUGCGCUCGGCCCGGGGCCGGCUCAAGGCCUUGAACACUUGUGCUUCUCACCUGGUGGUGGUGACCCUCUUCUACGGCACGGCCAUUUCCAUGUACCUCCAACCGCCCUCCAGCUACUCCCAGGACCGUGGCAAGAUGGUCUCCCUCUUCUACACCCUGGUCACCCCCAUGCUCAACCCUCUGAUCUACACACUGAGGAACAAGGAAGUUCACGGAGCCCUGCGGAGGAUCCUGGGCAGGAACCCAGCUGCCCAGGGCCCCUGAGCUGGGUCGAGCGAUGGGUGAGGAGCCACGUGUGACUUCUGUAAGCCUCCUUUCUGGCCCAUGGGAGCUUUCUGCCCUCUCCCCAUCCACGCAGACCCUUUAUCUCAGGAGCAGGCAACUUGCAGCCAACGGGCCACAGCCUGAGACCCAUGCACCACAUGUGGCCCCACAAGGUUCUAUGACUGGCUAUGAAAUCUGGCAGCUCACCAAGGUGAAGGAGGGCCGCUCCCCUGGGUUGCCCAGCGCUGUUUAAUCCCCUCCCACUCCACGCCACAAAUCUGCCCGGAUCCAUCCCACCACCUGCCUUCCCUCUGCUACCUCCACAACUCUCCUGCUGCCCCACAGAUUGAGCCUGCCAUGAGCCACCCCCAAGCUUCUGGCCCUUUCCCACCCCAUGCAAUCCAUCAACUCACAUGGCCCUCCUGCCUGAAAAUAAGUGGCAGAACAGCUCUUGCGGAAAAAUGAUGGCUCAUUAGGUAUGCAAAUGAGGCACGUAGGUUUUACCAGGGGUCCAGUUUU
Pelodiscus sinensis (Chinese soft-shelled turtle) is the source of this 1504-nucleotide messenger RNA. Lineage: Eukaryota; Metazoa; Chordata; Testudines; Trionychidae. The record is from RefSeq and is a predicted model, not a curated record.